AUGAUAAUCAGCACAGUCAAGCUGUUGAUACUGCUUGGUCCCUUCAUCGCAUGCAGAGGACAAUGGACAGUAGGCACCUACGUGACACAGGCCGACAUCGACAUGGCCACUGCGGCGGAUGUCAAAGCUGAGUCGGCCUGUGCCAUCCGGAGUUCCCUGGACAUCGACGACCGAGCAGGACAAAGAGCGCAACUGGAGGAUGCAGCGGCUGGCAACAUCUUGCUGACCAUCAUGACAGAGGCAAGCAACAACCAAGAGCUAGCUGACAAGCUUGCUUCUGAACUUCCGGGACAGUUGGUUGCAAUCGCCACUCCUUUGAUCAUGUUCUUCCUGAUCUUAGCCGUGUACCUGCUCAUAUGCUGUUGGACGGCAUGUCCUUGCUGCAAGUGCCUUCGCUGCUGCAGCAAGAAAAGAGGGAUUCCCUUCUUUGCGAAGCUGCUCUUUCUUCUCGUGAUCGCUGGGAUGGUCCUGGCUCUGGUUACCGUGUCCAGCCUGUCCACCCGUGGAUACUCCCGAGCCGUUGAGGGCUUUGAUGUGACCAACUGCGCUGCGGCAAGGAUGGUCAACACCACCUUCCAGGGGCAGGCCGAUCCGUACUUUCUGGGCCUGAUCCCCGUGCUGAACAUCUUUGAUGAGCUCGAAGGCAGCUUGGCGGAGAACUCCCAGUUCAUCAACGACCUGCGAGCUAUCCUCUUGAAUACCCAGGCCAUCACCGAUUCUGUCACUGUGGCGACGGCCACAUUGGACAUGCUCAGCGCCAUGCUGAGUGAUUCUCGCAACACGCUGCCAUCCGGUACGCUUCACGAGUGUGCGGCCUGCCAGACUCUGUCCACAACGCUGAGCACAGUCAGCAGCGCCGUGUCCUCCGGCACAGCUGCUGCACUUAGUGCAGCGCGCGUUGAGGUGGACAACCAGCUGUCUGGAAGCAGUUUGAACAGCCUCAGAAGCUCCCUCAGCAGCGCAACUGCACCACUUGUUGAGCUGAAGACGACCAUUCGGUCAAGCUUCACUCCGUUCGUGGAGGACACUCUGAUGGAACAGCUCUCGGAUGGGAUGAAUGCGAACGGGACAGUUGCCAGUGUGUUCAUGAUCGGUCUGGCUUUGACCCUUGCAGCAUGCGCGGUGCUUGCUGUCUUGCUGUGGAUGUGCUGCGACACAAAGCGAAGCGAUGACACAAGCGAGCCGAUUCACAGUCCUUGGACCCACCGAUGCGCGUGCUGCACCUGGUGUUGCGGCUGUUACUACACGAUGCUGGCCUUCUUUCUCGGAGGGAUCAUGCUGAUCAUAGCAGUGCCCUUGUCGUCCAUGUGCUUGAUCAUGGAGGACAUCAGCAGCCAGCUGAUCACUGACAUCUCGGGAGCCUUGGAGAUUCCGAUUGAUCCUACUUCUGGCGAUAUGAUGGGCUCCAUGAUUGACCAGUGCAUUCAGAACUCCACAUCCAACCCCAGGCUGCUUGACCUCAUCUUCAUCACUGAGGGUGGCGUGCAAGUCUCCAUGUACAACAAGCUGGUCGUCCAAACCCAGGCGCAAAUCACGACGCAGUUCGACCAGUUGGGGUUGCCUGGACAAACUUAG
This is a messenger RNA of Symbiodinium pilosum, 1575 nucleotides long. NCBI's taxonomy places the organism in Eukaryota, Dinophyceae, Suessiales, Symbiodiniaceae. The record is from the annotation of a GenBank genome assembly.